AUGGGAAACUGCUUAGCCCCUAACAAGAAAAGGUCCCAAGUCCACGAAUUCCAAGAAGAACACGACAGUAAGGUGAAUUCCGACAAGACGAUGAAAACAGAGGAAACAGAAACAGGGGAUGUUCCUACGAACAGCGACGGAACCGACGUCGGGACGAAAGUGAAGAUAGUUUUGACGAAAGAGGAGCUCGACUGGCUCAUGUACGAGCUCAAGGUGAAAAACAAGAAGCUUGAGGAUGCUCUGGCGGAGAUCGAGAGAAACAGAGCAAUGAAAUCGGCCAGCGUGAACAGCUGCUGGCAGCCUUCUCUGGAGAGCAUUAGUGAGUGCCCUGAAGAUGUUGGAUCAGGGAGAUAUUAUUAG
Molecule: messenger RNA, 360 nt
Organism: Linum tenue
Lineage: Eukaryota; Viridiplantae; Streptophyta; Magnoliopsida; Malpighiales; Linaceae
Source: the annotation of a GenBank genome assembly